AUGCCUUAUUAGCAAGAAGACUCAGAGAAUGAUAAACUAAGAAAUGAGCAAAGUACCAAUCAAUAGAAUAAAAGUUCAAGAUAGACUGUUUUUAGGAAAAUAUCACCAAUGCAAAGUUAAAGAUAAAAGAGAAAGUGGGAUAUCAAUUGGUUACUGUUUAAGGAUAAUAGAGAAACUAUGAAAUAAUACACUCUGGAUAAGGAUGAUAAAGCUUAAGCAAUCAAUCAUCUUGAAAAUACCAGAGCAUAACUUAUGGAUAUUAGCCUGGCAAAUUUCAUGAAGGAUAAAGAGUUCAAAUUAAAAUCACGGAGAAGUUAGGAGAUUGAUGAUGAGGAAGAACAAAUAAACAUUGAUAAACUAUAGAAUCUAACUCACCAGGAAUAUCUAGAAUGCAUGGAGCAAUAUGUGAAGCAGAAAAAUCUCAAUCUACCCUAGAUUGAUCAUAGAAUUACUCUCUUCGAUAAUUUAUCCUCUCAUCGAGUGUCUUUUUAUGGAAAGAGUAGAACAAGUAGCAGGAAUAUGACCUCUCCAAAGAGUAGGUUAAACGAUAGGACUAUUCAAAGUUUACUAUUAGAUUUAAAGCCAACAUAAUAUAUACAGCAAUCUACAGUAUAAGACAAUAAUGAUAUUAUUAGUAGGAUUGCCUAACCAAAGGAAAGUUCAAGGAGUAUAGUCGAUUAAAGUUUUUAAAGCCAUUUUAUGAUGAACCCACAAAUUAAGUCAUCCUCAGCAUUACAGACAAAAGAAGCAAUUGAUGAAAGGAUUAAACUUCUUACUUCUUAAAAGUUAAGCCAGCUGACUAAGCUUAGAGGAUACUCAUAGUCAGUUACAAGGAACCAAUACCUUGAAAAAGAACUUUCCAAAGUAGCUAAACAGGACGUCAAGGAUUUAAGUUAGUAGAUAUUUCAAAAUAGCAAAUCCAAUUUUGACUCAAGCUAACGGUUUUACCAGGAUCAGCAGUAAUUUGUCUCUGAAAAAGAUGUUGUUGUAAGCAAGCUGAGACAAUAUGUAUAAUCAAAGAUAUCUGCACAUAGUAGUCAUCAAAAGCAUGGCCUUUUGAGAAGUCAAAGAACAGUUAAUAAGUCUGAGCGAUGGUAUGACAGUGAUGAGGAGUUUGAUGAUGAGCCAGAUGAGUCUGAGGUCGUUAUAAGAAACCUCAUUUAAAACCAAAGAGAUCUUAUUCAAAAACUGAUGGGAAAGAAAAGCAAAUCUGAGGAGAAGAAUCAUUAAAAGCUGAAAAUCAGCAGAGAGUUCUAUGAUAAGAACAAGUUAUAUGAAAAGUUUAAAUAAGAGCAUACUUAAAAUAUCAAGUAAGCUUUGGAUAUUAUCUAGAGUAAUGGUAAUGAUAAAGUAUUAAAGAGAAAUUUAUAAGAGUUUAUUACAAUUGGUGGAGGUAAUGGUUUUGGAAUUGGAGGUAUGCUUUUGAAUUAGUUUAGUUGA
Stylonychia lemnae is the source of this 1440-nucleotide messenger RNA. The record is from the annotation of a GenBank genome assembly. Lineage: Eukaryota; Ciliophora; Spirotrichea; Sporadotrichida; Oxytrichidae.